Messenger RNA from Moneuplotes crassus, 1230 nucleotides. NCBI's taxonomy places the organism in Eukaryota, Ciliophora, Spirotrichea, Euplotida, Euplotidae. The record is from the annotation of a GenBank genome assembly.
UGGAUUUCUCAGGUAAUAAUAUUCAUCAACAGUAAAAAUAUAGAUCACCCAAGACUCGAAAUGUUCUUAGAUUAUUACACAGAGGGAACCUGAGAACACUGACAAAGUAUAGCGCAUGGAAAAAGUUUCCACCAGGAACAGCAAGAACGGAUGAAGACGAUCCUAUUUGAGAAAUAUAGAACAAGUGUCGAUAUUUAUAAUGUGAAAUUAAUAAAUGAGAUAAUUUUCAACCGGCCUGUUAAGAUCACAUCUAUCUUCAAAGACUACCUUGUCAACGAUGAAAUCGCAGAAUUCUUAAAAUAAAUUUUAUACCUUUGAAGAACUCAAGCCUAAGAUGAAGAAGUUGGUAGAGUUCUUCAUGUCCUACUUCAAAAUAUUUCCAAAUUAUGUAGUGAUUGAAUGUCUCUCCCAUUCAGAGAAAUUUGAUUUCGGACUAUUUAAAUAAUAUUGAGCGCAAGCAAAGAGUCAUCGAUGAAAAGCUAUACAUUGCUGCCCAAAACAAGGCAAAAAGAGAGAGGAAACAAGAGCGAAAGAAUAAGCUAACCACGAUUGGAGUUGACUCAUUCAUUAGAGUCGAAGAUGAUUUUGGUGAUUCAGACUUUGACUACACAAAAAUGUUCACUGAUGGAUAUUACCAAGAAAUUUCGACAUUUAAAUAAACAAUUCAAAGAGGAGAAGGUUGAUAUACAGUGGUAUCAAAGCAAGAUCAAAGAGCUCACUUCUAAUCCCCGAAAAGUGUUUGAUUACGGCUCAAAAUCCCAAAACCCUAAACCAGUUAUUCUAUCCAGAAAUAUUAUUGACUUUGUAUCAACCAGAAAGAUCAGCCCUACUGAAAAGAGUGGUAGGAAAAAUGGAUGGACAAAACUGUUCAAUUUCUUUUCAGAUGAUUCUUGAACACUUAAUUACAAGACUGAAAAGGAUAUCUCCCUUUCUAUUUCAAAUGCAUGGGAGAAAGAAGAAGUAAAAUGUAUCCCUAAUCAAAAUUUUGGCUUUGAUUCUUCAAGAUCUGCAUCAAAAAUGAAGAUAAGAGAGAACAUUAAGAAAUAUUCAAUCGAAACACUAGGGUCUAAAGACAUUAGUACUAAUCUAGCGACCACUUCUGAGAACGCCUCUGUUGAAAAGAACCGGAUUAUUCAGACAAUUUCCAAAAACCCAUCUAUUGACUAUGAAAGCUUUAAAUAGUUCCUAAAGAGCCAAAUAAGAUACCUAGAAAAAUUAGAAUACUAAAAA